Messenger RNA from Asparagus officinalis (garden asparagus), 2059 nucleotides. RefSeq names its product DEAD-box ATP-dependent RNA helicase 5. Gene Ontology annotation, molecular function: RNA binding; ATP binding; RNA helicase activity. The record is from RefSeq and is a predicted model, not a curated record. Gene Ontology annotation, cellular component: nucleolus. NCBI's taxonomy places the organism in Eukaryota, Viridiplantae, Streptophyta, Magnoliopsida, Asparagales, Asparagaceae. The transcript has 12 exons. Gene Ontology annotation, biological process: rRNA processing.
AUAUACACCUUUCUCUCUCUCUUACCUCGUCGUCUCUGCUUCGCCUCCUUCGAUGGGCAGAAAUCUCGAAGUAUCCAUGGCGCAUCGCGACGAAGCAGACGACCUCGAGAUCCCAACCAACGAGAAGAAUCACGAUAAGAAAUCAAAGAAAGAGAAGAAGAAGAAGCGCAAAAACAACGAGGAAUCAGUCAACGGCGAGCCCGCCGCUGACCAAACCCUUACCCUAGAUUCUACAGCUAACGAAGAAUCAAAAUCUAAGAAGAAUAAGAAGAAGAGAGAAUCUACUGAAUCGGAGCUUGAACCCUCGGAAGACUCCGAGAAAAAGAAGAAGAAGAAGAAGAAAGAGAAGGAUUUGAGUGGCGCAGAAGAAGAGGGGAUUAAUGGUGUUGAAGGAGUGAAGGGAGUGGUGGUGACCGGAAAAGAUACUAAGGAUUCCAAGUACAAAGCUUUGGAUUCAUUCUCGGAUUCGGGUCUUUCGGCUGAGGUUCUCGCUUGCUGCAAGAAUUUCAGCAAGCCGUCGCCGAUUCAGGCGAAUUCUUGGCCCUUUUUGCUUAAUGGUCGGGAUUUGAUCGGCAUUGCGGCAACGGGGUCAGGCAAGACUCUAGCAUUUGGUGUUCCGGCCCUCGUGCAUAUCUUGCAGAAAGAUGACAAAAAAACAUCAAAGAAAGCAGUUCCACGUUGCCUGGUACUAUCACCUACAAGAGAGUUAGCUCAGCAGAUUGCAGAUGUCUUAUGUGAUGCUGGGUCUCCUUGUGGCAUCAAAUCAGUUUGUUUGUAUGGUGGGACCAAAAAGGAGCCGCAGAUAUCUGCUCUGAAGUCAGGAGUUGACAUAGUUAUUGGGACCCCUGGACGAAUGAAGGAUCUUAUUGAAAUGGGCAUUUGCCGUUUGAAAGAUGUGUCUUUUGUGAUUCUUGAUGAAGCAGAUCGAAUGCUUGACAUGGGAUUUGAACCUGAAGUUCGCUCCAUACUGAGCCAAACAUCCUCUGUUCGUCAGAUGGUUAUGUUCAGUGCAACUUGGCCUCUAGCUGUUCAUCAGUUAGCCCAAGAAUUUAUGGAUCCAAACCCUGUUAAGGUUGUUGUGGGAUCAGAGGAUCUUGCAGCUAAUCAUGAUGUGAUGCAAAUAGUAGAGGUCUUGGAUGACCGAUCACGAGAUUCGCGUUUAGUUGCGUUGCUUGAAAAAUAUCACCAAUCUCAAAGGAACAGAGUCCUGGUUUUUGUCCUGUACAAGAGGGAAGCUGCUCGUGUUGAGAAUAUGCUUCAGAAAAGGUAUACACAUCAGAAUUUAUCCUAAAUUUCCAUUGUCAAUAAAGCCCAACAUGACAGGACAAAGGCUCUCUCAUUGUUCAAGGAAGGAAAAUGUCCUUUGAUGAUUGCCACUGAUGUAGCUUCUCGAGGAUUGGAUAUACCCGAUGUCGAAGUGGUUAUCAACUACAGUUUUCCUCUAACUACUGAGGAUUAUGUGCAUAGGAUUGGGAGAACAGGACGUGCUGGUAAGAAGGGAGUUGCACACACCUUCUUCAUGCAGGAAAAUAAGGGUCUUGCUGGAGAACUCGUGAAUGUUCUCCGAGAAGCUGGGCAGGUUAUUCCUGCAUCCCUUACUAAAUUUGGUACCCAUGUGAAGAAAAAGGAAUCCAAGCUAUAUGGAGCCCAUUUCAAAGAGAUUACAGCUGAUGCUCCAAAGUCGACGAAGAUCACUUUUGCUGAUUCAGAUGACGAGUAAGUGUCCUAAUGUUUUUGGGCCCGGCUAUGAAGAACAUGUGGAAUUUGAAUGGGAUCCGAUCAUUGCCCCGAAGCGUUUGGGGUUGUAGGUGACUGUUUUAUCCAAAUAUUUAUACUAGAUUUUGGGUAGGUAUUUAAUUUUAUAUGACUCAACUGUCAAGAAGCUGUUGAGAUGUAAGGUAUAUAGAUGAAGCAGAUGGUCUAUUCUUUUGAAAUUUUUUAGUUAUGUAGCCAUUAGUAUUAUGGGUUCCUAUCUAGUUAUAUGUUUUGUGCAAGAAACACAGAUUGUAAUGAAUUCAAGAUUGUCAUAAAUUAUGAAGAUUUUUUGCGCUAUUGUUGA